Messenger RNA from Prorocentrum cordatum, 1764 nucleotides. NCBI's taxonomy places the organism in Eukaryota, Dinophyceae, Prorocentrales, Prorocentraceae. The record is from the annotation of a GenBank genome assembly.
AUGAGCUCGGCCUCCAUAGACGUGCCGACGCCGCUGAGCUUACCGACAGACCCCACCCAGCUGACCGAGUCGGCCCGAAGGCCUACAACCACCAACAGCUCCCACUUGAUCUGCAGCGGUAUCGUGAGCAGGAUGGAGUCCAAGCCGUCGCAGAUGGCAGGAAUCCGAACCUUGCUGAGCGCCCAUGUGCCCCGCAAGUCGGCGCCCUCGAGCAUGAUGAACAGAACCGAGGGCUAUCCCGGAGCUAUCCCAGAGCAUGAGCUCCGCGGACAGAGGACGAUGGCGACGAAGCAGACCACGCCGAUCGAGCAGCCCUGGCUCGGAAUCCUCGCGGUCGUGUUGGGGGCCCCGGUCAGCGCGAUCCUCGGCACAACCACGGCCCCCCUCGCACGAGACGUCAGGCGCUCCGCGCGUGUCGUCACAGGCACCUCCGGCCCGGCUCCCGUAGGCAAAACUCGGGCGGUCACCCGCAUCCUUGCCCAGCGCCUGGCUGUAGUCCCCAUCGUGCUGGAAGUCCCAGCCGUCGUGGUCCCUGGUGCAAUGGAGGUCGCGGUCGUCGCGAUCCUCGUCACAGCCGCUGUCCCCCUCGCGGUGGACACCGUCGCACUGGAGGUCCCAGUCGAUGUGGUCCCGAUCAUGCUGGAGCUCCAGGCGGCGGUGCUGCCGGGAUCCGGAUGUCCCGGCGAAUUCUGCCAUCGCCUGGGCUACCUCGCCGGCGCUCUCGCCGCCGCCAGGGACGCCAUCGCAUGGCCAGCAGUACGCACCACAUCGUACCCCGACUGCAUCGACUGCAUCACGUUCUGCACGAAAGAUUUUGGCGGCCACAGGCGAGGUUUCGGCAUCUAUCACGCAGCUGGUGGCCGCCUGGGCCCGGAGCUGCUCGUUCUCGACCCUCGGGCGCUCCACAUCCUGGGAGAGACACCCAAGGCUCAACUGGAGAUCCUCAACCUCCACUGCUCGCCUCUCCGCCCCAUCCUCAGCAGCAGCAGACUUCAAAGCGAGUUCGUGCUCCCGUCCGCCUUGCGGAAGAGGCCCAAGCUUGGGCACCACCGCCACUCCGGCAUGGCUCAGCACGCCGCGCUCCGCGGCGCUGGGACCUGGCUGGCGCGCGAACCCCCGGGGCGCCUCAGCAGAGCCCCGCUGGCGCUGUGCCCUGGGCUCCACGCCGCGGGCCGCUGCGCCAGCGCGCCCCCGCGCGCAGCGCCCCGCCGCGCCGCGCUCCCGCGGCGCUGGAACCCCGCUGGCGCGCUGGCUGGCGUGCCCAGCGCCCACCGCCGGGCCGCCUCGGCACAGCAGCGCCGAGCCGGGCCCGCUCUGGCCCGGGACCUGGCAGAGUGCAUCGCCGCCUGGCAGGAGAAGGGGUGGCAGGACAACCAGCCCCGCCAGGUGGUCUGCUCGCCGCUGGGGCGCCCGAGGCCCCACGGGCGCCGCGAGGAGUGCACCGCGGACCAAGAACACCACGGCCCCGUCCUCUCGGUGAACAUAGGCGGAGCCAUCUUCAGGACCACGGCGAACACGCUGCGGAAGGCGCCCUUCUUCGACCUGAUGCUAAGACAUAUGGAGGAGGGCGCGCUGGGGACCACCACCGACGACAGCGGCCAGCUCUUCGUGGAUCGCUCCGGCGAUCUGUUCGUCUACAUCCUAGAGUACCUGCGGUCAGGCCAUUGGAUACUGCGAGACCGCGCGGGUGAUUUGGAGUUCGUCGACGCGCUGCGGGAGGAGGCGCGGGAGAGAGCGGGGGUGGAAGCGGCAUGGAAAAUUUAG